Molecule: messenger RNA, 1203 nt
Organism: Pogona vitticeps (central bearded dragon)
Lineage: Eukaryota; Metazoa; Chordata; Lepidosauria; Squamata; Agamidae
Product: RNA-binding protein 3
Molecular function (GO): RNA binding
Source: RefSeq, a predicted model, not a curated record
CACGUGAUCCUACCAUGGGCGGGCCUCUAUAUAAGCGUUGCGCGGGCGGCGCCUCGGCCGCAUUUUCUGUCGCUCCACAGACUGAGCUGUGUUUCUACUUGUUACCAUCAUCAUGUCUUCUGAAGAAGGAAAACUCUUCGUUGGAGGUCUGAAUUUUGAUACUGAUGAACAAGCCCUGGAGCAGCAUUUCAGUUCUUUUGGUCCCAUUUCUGAAGUUGUUGUAAUCAAGGACAAAGAAACACAGAGAUCAAGAGGCUUUGGCUUUAUCACCUUUGCAAAUCCAGAGAAUGCUUCUGAUGCCAUGAGAGCCAUGAAUGGAGAAUCUGUAGAUGGGCGGCAGAUCAGAGUUGAUCAUGCAGGGAAAUCUUCCCGUGGAUCCAGAGGAGGGUACUUCGGAGGCAGGGGGAGAGGCCGUGGUUAUUCUCGAGGUGGUGGAGACAGAAGCUAUGGUGGACGCUAUGACAACCGAAGUGGAGGUUACAGUAGUUCCCGGGACUACGGGAGAAGUCAGGGAGGCUAUAAUGACCGCUACUCUUCAGGAGGAUCUUACAGAGACAACUAUGAUAACUGAGCUCACACCGAGUAAAAAUCCUUCCUGAAUCAAGAUCGUCCUUCCAAUGGCCGUAUUUAUAAAGAUUUUUGGAGCUUCGCUGAAUCUUGUUUAGUUUACCUACUUGUAUCUUCCCCUAUAUAGCUUUUGUCACAUGCAGUCUGAAAGCUUCCUCUGCAAGAUGGUCUGUUUAGACAUUGCUCGAGAGUUGAUUUUUUCAAAGGUGGUUUUUAAGCAUUUUUGAAAUCCAGUUUUAUUUGUCUUGCCUUUUCAAUCUAAGGUUUCUUUUAACUUGUCACAUGAGGCCCAGCAGCAUAAAAGCGAUGGAAGCAGAGAACUUACCUUUUUUGGAAAAAAGCAAAACAGUUCUCAAAGUUCAGUCCUUGGUAUAGCAAGGGGAUGUGACAAAGGCACACUACCUUGGUAUUACUACAAAGUUAAAUGAUUCACAUUGGCAAUUAGUGAAAGCUAUUUUACUGUAAAGUAAACCUAGAAUUCAAAACGUUUGAGAGGUUCUUGAAAAUGUUUGUUUAUAUUGUCCUUUUUUUACUGGAAGAAACGUGCAUAAUUCUCAUUGUAUUUGAAGUGGAUAAGGAAGUUCCUGUACUGAGUUAUUGGCUUUACGAAGCCCAUUAAAAUCCCAUCUGAAACAA